Molecule: messenger RNA, 837 nt
Organism: Cladophialophora immunda
Lineage: Eukaryota; Fungi; Ascomycota; Eurotiomycetes; Chaetothyriales; Herpotrichiellaceae
Exons: 1
Molecular function (GO): nucleic acid binding
Source: RefSeq, a predicted model, not a curated record
CCAAGGCCGAACAGGCGGAUCGCUCGUCCAACCCGCAACACGGGACCGUGGUCGAUCGCGGCGUGACCGAGGCGCGCAACUGGGACUUCUACCUGCAGGCGCACACCGCGAUCCAAGGCACGGCGAGGCCCGCCCAUUACUACGUCGUCUAUGAUGAGAUCUUCCAGGCUCGCAAAGUCCCCCCGGGCCCCUUCAAGAGCGCCGCCGACAUCCUCGAGGACCUGACGCAUAACAUGUGCUAUCUCUAUGCGAGGGCCACCAAGUCGGUCAGCAUCUGUCCGCCCGCGUAUUACGCGGAUCUGGUGUGUGACCGGGCCCGGUGCUAUUUGAGUGGAUUCUUUGACCCGGUGACGGCGAGCUCGGCCGGCAGCGCGAGCGAGAGCGGAACGAACGCACGGGGACCAGACUCCAGUAUGGUCAAGAUACAUCCCCGAGUGCGAGACAGCAUGUUUUAUAUUUAAUGAGCGUCGCCGUGUUACAGUCGGAUGUAUAGCAGCUGGAUCAGGCAGGGGGGUAGAUGGAGGAUCUUUGGAAAAUGUCUUUUGUCCGGUGGAAACCGGUCUCUAUUAGUCUCUCUGGUGGUCAGGAACUCUUGGGCGGAAAAAAAAGUUGGGCGUCUGGCGUGGUCCCGUGGAUUUGGGUCGAUGUCGUGACUCUGAACUUCAUAUGCUUUUUGGGAUUUGUCGAGCUUUAUCAGAGCAUUUAAGUCUGUCUGAUGUUGGUGCUCGGUGAAGCUAUCAGGUCUUUCGUCUCGAUCUUAACGGUAAUGUGCCAUGUGUACGGAAUGUAUAUAACUAUAUAACUAGUUAUAGUUAGUUAUAUGGUUAUACGACUCUA